UAGAUGAGCGAGUCUGAAGUAAGCCACAAAUAAAGCCGUAACCAAUUUCUACGGCUGAAAAUCGCCUAACACAUUUCAACUAUGCUCUGAGAACUCUCUGCAGCCUCUUUACUUUUCCCCACCUCGCUGCACCCCAAUUUCCGAUAAUGUCGAUGGCCAUUUUCUCCCCAAAAAUUCCAUCUCUUACCCCUUCUCCUUCACAGUCGCAUGGCAAAACCCAUGUCAGUUUUAAGCUUUAUCUACCUCUCAGACCCACGAGAAAGCUCCGGUUUGAUUUGCUGGUGAGCUCUGAUAAUGGCUCUGGUGUGGCGGCUACUAUCCCGGAUGAGACCCCUGUGAGUUCUGAGGAGACUGUGGGUUCAAAUGGGUCGCCUCCGCCGCCACUGACGGCGAAGGAUCCAGUGGCGGAGCCGGUGAAGUUGGUCGGAGGUGAGAGCAGCUUUGAGGACCCGCGAUGGGUUGGAGGGACAUGGGACUUGAAGCAGUUUGCUAAAGAUGGGAAGACUGACUGGGACGCCGUCAUUGAUGCUGAAGUGAAGAGGAGAAAGUGGAUGGAAGACAAUCCACAAUCAUCGAGUAACGAAAACCCUGUUGUUUUUGACACCUCAAUUAUUCCUUGGUGGGCAUGGAUGAAGAGGUUUCAUCUUCCUGAAGCUGAACUGCUCAACGGCCGUGCUGCGAUGAUAGGCUUCUUCAUGGCUUAUUUUGUGGACAGCUUGACUGGGGUAGGUCUUGUGGAUCAAAUGAGCAACUUCUUCUGCAAAACACUGUUAUUUGUAGCUGUAGCCGGUGUCCUUCUCAUAAGAAAGAAUGAAGACAUAGAAACAAUUAAGAAAUUACUGGAAGAGACGACGUUUUAUGACAAGCAGUGGCAAGCAACCUGGCAGGAUGAGACACCAAGCAGUCCAGGAAAGUAGUAAGCAAAUGCGGCAUCUAGUCCUCCUCCCCUCCUCUGAUUUUGUUGUAAUCCUUCACUAAUUCUCUGAUGAUGCCUAUAUAUGCAAUAUUAUUCCCCCAUUUUAAGAAGGCUGCAACGUGUAGUUACUGCUUUAUUCCUGAAUCUCAGAAUCUGUAUCCUUGUGAGGGCUGCUUUUGUAAUCCGUUUCUAUCAUUUAUAUGACUAUGUUUAGCCCUGUGGUAAUCCUUGUUACACUAUUUGGCAUGAGUUUCUUGUUCUUGAAUCACUGAACAGAAUGUUCUAUAUCAUCAAAAUAUAGGAAGGGAAG
Molecule: messenger RNA, 1226 nt
Organism: Sesamum indicum (sesame)
Lineage: Eukaryota; Viridiplantae; Streptophyta; Magnoliopsida; Lamiales; Pedaliaceae
Product: light-harvesting complex-like protein 3 isotype 2, chloroplastic
Source: RefSeq, a predicted model, not a curated record